UUCUUGAGUGAAAAACUGAUUUUCUAAAUUAAUCAAUAUAAAAGUGAUUGUAUCAAAUUUUACAAAUUAAAUAAAAUAUUUGUUUCAAAUUGAUUUUUUUUUUUAAAUUUAAUAUUAAUCUUUUUGGAAAAAGUUUUUAUUAAGUGUAAAAUACCUUAACUUACAUUAAUUGACUUAUUCUAAUAUUUCGGAUAUAUUUAUUUUCUCUUUUAUAAUUUUGUUUUUAGAAAAUAAGAAAAUCUAAAGGCAGAAAAGAAAGAUCUUGAGUUAACAAAAAAUUAAAUUAUGAGCACUGACAUUGUUGGUGUUACAUCAUCAUGGAAAGAAUCAUCUUCACCGAUUUCAUCAUCAGUAUUCACAGAAACGUCAACAUUCCAACAACAUCAUCUUCAUCAUCAAUUAAUAACAACAGAUCAAAGAAUAAUAUCACAUUUAAAUCAAGAAAACGUCGAGAGUCACAAUCAUCAUUUUCAAAAUCAAAAUCAUCAUUUUCAACAUCAUCAUUUACAUCAUCACGGCGUUGCAUCAACAGCAUCAUCAAAUAACAGUAAUAGUUCAGAAAGCAUUGCCAGCAAUGAUGCAAUAUAUAAUGACGAAGAAGAAGAUGACGAUGACAAUGAAGAGAAUUUGACAAUUUUUAAUUCAUUUUACAAUCAAAAUAAUUUUGAUGAUCAACAAAAUGAUCAAAAUAGUAAUAUAACACUUAACAAAAAUUUUAAUAAUUUUAAUAACAAUAAUAACGAUAAUAAUAACAAUAAUAGUAAUGAAAAUAAGCAGCUGCAAGAACAAAAAAAACAACAACAACAAAAUCAUAGUAAUAAUUUAUUCAAAACAAAUGAGGAUUUAGAAAAAAAUCAAAGAAAACAUAGUCGCAUAAUUGAUGACAUAUUACAUGACUUUAAUAGUGUGUCCAGUCAUGCAGAUGAUGUUGUAUUAGGACAAAAUACAACUAAUAAAAUAACAGAAGAGCAUUCUACAACAAGCAACGAUAAAAAUUUUCUGAACGUUUCAAACGUUGAAAUAAAUGGAACUGCUGUUGAAAUUUGUGAAAGUCAGCAUUUAUCGGUUCCACAAUCGCGUUCGCCAGCAACUUCAGUUUCAUCAGUAUCUUUACCACCAGUUCCUGAUUUAAUACCAAUUAAAAAAUCUUUACAAAAUAACAACUGCAAAUCAAUAAUGGCACCAUUAACGAACAGAAAAUCUAAAAAGAAAAAACAAGCUGAAUCAGUAUCAUCAAAAACCGAUUCAGAUAAGGUUGAGACAGGAAUUGAUAAUACUUCAAAAAUUCCUGAAAAUAUUCCUGAAAAUAAUAACAUUCAUAAGCCUAUUUGUAGCAAUAAAAGUAAUUGUAAUCGUAAUAAUAAUAUAUGUUAUAACGAUGAUAACAAUAGUAGUAAUAACAGCAAUGAUAUGAAUAUUAGUAUUAGUAAUAUUAAUAAAACUAAAAAUAGUAAUAGGAAAUCUAGUCAAAAUACAAAAAGUAGAAAAAAUGUAAAUAAUAGUAAAAACAAAAAUAUACCAAAAGAUAACAAACAUAUUCUAAAUUAUGAGCAGCAAUUAAUAAAAAUUAAUAGUCAAAACUUUAAAGAACCAUUGCAUUCCGAAUUAUCAUCAUCGAUAUCAGUGAAGAUAGCAAAAAAUGAUGAUAGUAAAACUAGGACCAUUAGUAAUAAUAUUGAUGUAAUAAAUUCAUUGCAACAUCAAAAUUCAGAAGAAAGUGAUGAAGUUAAAAGCACAUGCACUAUUGAUUCAAAUAAGGAAAAUAAAUUAACUACAUCAUUUAAUACAAUAUUACCAUCAAACAGUUUUUGUGAUAAAUCUUCAUCCUCAAAUUUAAAAUUAGACAAUCAGCCAUUAACGUCGCCAAUUUUGUCAACACCAAUACAUGUUAACACGGAAACAAAUAACAAUAUCGAUAUACAAAAAUGUGAAACAAAUAAUACCACUCUUGAUAAUUCUACAAAGGUAGGUCCUAAAAAACGGGGUCGAAAACCUAAAGAUAAGACUGAAAUAACGACAGAUAAUAUUCUUGCUAAUGAAGAAUAUGAUCCUUCGGGAUUGCAACCUAGGAAGUCAGCAAGAAAACGAGUGGCUAGAGAUAUAUUCUUUUUAUUUGAAGAAUACCCAGUUGAUGUACGCAGACGCACGACUAAAAAUACUAACAAUAAAACAAAAAGACCUCGGGGCCGGCCUAAAUCCAAAUUUUCAUACUUAACUGUAGAAGACAAUGCCUCAAUUUUAAGACAUCAAGAUGAUAAAAAAGGUAAAUUAAAACAAAAUAAAACAAUACCUCAAUCAAAGUCUGUAACAUUUGCUGAUACCAAAGUGUCACAAUCUGAAUGUGGAAGUAACUAUACAACACCGAAAAAGCAAAAGAAAAAGCAAAUGGAAAAGAUAAAAGCACAAAAAAAUGAUACUUUUGGAAAAAGCUCGAAAUGCAGCAAGAAAACAAAUAAAAAAUUACUGAAAACUAAAGCAAAUAUCCAGUCACCAAACAAUGAUGAUUUUCAGUCAGAAAUGCAACAGCUAAACAUUGUUAAUAAAGGAAAUUGUAAAAUUGAUCCCCUUAACGAUUUGUUUAAUAAAGUUGUUGGAAGCCGAAGUUCUACUACAAUAAAUGAAAUUUCAAAGUCGGAUGAAACUUUUCCUAAUUUUGGGAAAAAUAUUGAAAUGGGAAAUAGUAUAUUACUGCAUAACGAAAAAGAGACUGAAAAUCAUAAUAAUGACAGCUUAUCUGAUAUUAAUUCAGAAAAUCAAAACUCUAUCAUAAGUUCCCAUGGCUUUCACACAGAGACAGAAUCGAUCGAUGAGAUCAUAGAAGAGCCUACCAACGAAAUUAAGUAUCGUCUUAAAUCGCCAGUACCUGAUAUAAAUUGCAACAAGGUAAAUGAAGAUGAAGUACUGGAUCAACAAAUUAGAUGUCGUGAAAAAACUCCUAUUACACCAAUUGUUCAAGAAGAAAUUAUUUUACCGAAAAUUCCCAAAAUUAAAAUAACUGCAACACCUGUACAUAAAGUUUCCUAUUCAUCUUUAACAUUUGAUGACCCACCAAAAAUUCCUAAAUUAACAAUUUCAGCUACUCCAAAGCACAAACCAUAUUAUUCAUCAUUUUCAUUUGAUGAUUCAUCCAAGAAGACUGCAGCCACUCCCAUACACAAGUUUUAUACAUCUUCAUUAUCUUUUGACGAUUCAAAAAGCAAAGCAGCUGCUACACCAAGGCAUCAACAAUGUUACGCUCCAUUACUUUUUGAUGAUCCUAAUCCCAUAACUUCAACACCAAAGCAUAAGCCAGGAUCAAUGGAGCAACCUGCAAUUCCCAAAUUAAGAAUAGUAGCCACACCUAAAUAUGUACCAAAUUAUCCACCACUAUCAUUUGACGAAACACCAAAGGUACCAAAAUUAACUAUUUCUGCAACACCCAAACACAAAACCACUUACACAGCUAUUUGUAUGGAUAACGAGCCAACAAAAGUUCCAAAAUUAACAAUAUCUGCAACACCAAAACACAAGCCGUAUUAUGCGUCUUUCACAUUUGAAGAACCAAAUGCUCGAAUUGCGGCUACCCCCAGGCACAAAACUUCAUACUCGUCAUUGUCUUUUGAUAGUGAACUAAAAUUUUCUGGUGCCAGUACACCUCGACACAAACCAUGCUACGCACCUUUAGUUUGCGAUGAACCAAAAGUGCCAAAAUUGACUAUAUCCGCAACACCUAAACAUAAAGUUUCCUUUGCUUCAAUUUCUUUCGAGGAGCCUAAAGUACCAAAGUUAACCAUAUCAUCUACACCAAAACAUAAGACGUCUUAUGCUUCGUUAUCAUUUGAUGAACCAAAAGUACCAAAAUUAACUAUAUCAGCUACACCAAAACAUAAACCGAGUUAUGGUUCGUUCAAUUCUUUGGAAGAACCUAAAAGUAAAAUAGCUGAAACAGCAAAUCAAACAUCCGUUUAUGAACCAACAGAAUUAGAUGAACCAACUAUAACGCCUGUACUUGCUGGACCAUGCGCAACACCGCGGCAUAAGCCAUGCUAUGCACCUCCAUCUCCCCCACCGCCUCUUAACUUAAUGUCAUCAGAAAUUGAGCUACAGAAAAAUUCUGAUAAUGAAAAAAAUUUAGAAGAUAAAAGUGAACCAUCCGCACAAACCAUCCAGAAACAAAACAUCGAUGAGACUCCCUUUAAUGAAAACGCGCUGGGAGAUAAUUCCAUAUCUGACAUGAGGAAACAUAAGGAAUAUUACGAUCUGAAACCAGUUACAAGAUCUCAGAGAAAUCCAUCACCUGAAAAAGUUGACUCUCAAAACUCAAUAGUCCCAAUCGAAACAAAUUCAGCAGAAGUUCCUAUUAUAACAGAAAAUGUUUCCUCUAAACAGAAAGCGGUCAGACAAAAAACAGCAAGUCUGAUAAAGGAAUUGCCAAAGAAUCUUUCAAAUUUAAAAACUAAUAAAAAAUUACCAUCAACAAAAGCUAAUGGGCGCAACAAAGUAAAUCCAAACAGUAAAACAAAGGCUUCCGAACAAAAUACAUUAUCUAAAAUUGACUCUAUAACACCUACUAGAGUUAAUCCCAUUUUCCUAUGGGUAAAACAAGAUGACACCAGAAUAGUGGAGGUUCGGUGUGAAGAUUAUGAUAAACGAAAUCGCAUAAAAUUGACAAAAACAUCAAAUGGAUCAUGGAGAGCAAUACCAAGAACAGAUCCAACCUCGGCUAAAUUAGCUAAGGCUAUACCAUCUAUAAAAAUCAAACAAGAGAUAUAUCAUUCCCAAAAGGACGUGGAAGAUCAGUUGGAGUGUAAUACCGUUCAACCCUUACAAGAAAAUAUUGCCAGUAAUACAGAAACUUUAACAAACGUACAUCCUGAUUCCAAAAAACAGUUAAAGAAAUUACUACUUACAAUGAAUACAAAGCAGAAUAAAAAGAAAAAGAAGAAGAAGAAGAAAAAGCAUAAACAAAAAAUUCAAAAAUCAACAAUAGAAAAAGAGUUAGAAAAACCAAAAUUGGUGGAACCAAGUAUGGAACCAACUCCUAUCGUAGAACCUACAACUAUUGUACCACCUGCUAUUGUUGAGGAACAUAGCGUUACACCCGCUAAUGAAAGCUUUGCUGUUGACUUCCCUAUAGAAAAUCCACCAGAAUUGCCAAUAAAUGUUGAAGAAGACAAAGUUGAAGAAAUAAAUGAGUUACCGAAAACAAUAGAGCCUAUAAGCCAAUUAGCAAUUGAAGUUGAAGAAGAAGGACCAGCUCCAACCCCGCCUCCAUUUAUGUCCCCUUCAAAUACGGACGUUAUUGUAUACGAAAGCACAAAUCAUGAUAGAAGUGACGAAGUGGACGAAGAACCCCCAGUGUGCCAAAAUACAAACAACAAUGUUGAAAACAAUACUGUCACCAUCGACAUAAGCCAAGAAGAUCAAGAUCAGCCUCAGGAGUUGAAUAUUACACCUAUCAAUAGCUUUAUGAACUCUUCAGCUAUCAUGUCAAACUCUGCUGCAAUCAGCGAAAAUGAAAUAACAGCUGAUUUGACAAAGAAUCUUACAGAGCUUAGCGAUGACGAUAUCGAAUUACAAAUACCACAGUUUAUGGUUCACCACCCUGAUAAAGAUUUUGGAAGGCAAUUAAUGAAUUUGUGCCAAAAUAACAACGUUUUUGAAAAUGUCAAUAGCCACAACAAUACUACAAGCAAUAACAUAAACACAAACGCACAAGUACAAGCCAUUCACCCACAGUCUUCACAACAUAUUGUUACCGCAGUGCCAAACAUUUCAACUAUAACACCACCCAUAUUUUCAAAUUCUAAUAGCAAUAAUAAUAACACCAAUAUUAAUAGUAACAAUGAUCAUCAAGUAACUUUGUCUGAUAGUUUUGAUCCAACCGAUGUUGAUACAAAGCAUUUAAAAGAUUUACUCGAUGACGCAGAUUUAUUGCAAAAUUGUGAUAAUGCAAUGACAGGAAAUGAAAUAAUUGAUUCACUAGUUAAACGAAGAUGUGAAGAUAAUCAUAUAUCUUUAGAUGAUGAACCAAGCGGUCACAAUGACCGUCAAGAAAAAAGUAUCAAUCAAGGUUUGGAUAACGCAACUACAAUAUGCCUUGACGAUUUCGAGAAUGAAAAUGAAAACAUGUUAAUGCGGCAGGAACCUGUAGAUGACAUUAUUUGUAGACUAAAUGAUACGUUAGCCCCUUCACCAAAGUGCUUGUCCUUCAACGAAGCUGGAGAAAUUGAAGGUCUACACGGUGAACUAUUUCAAACAAAUACAAACUCAGAUCCAUUUAAUCGUGCUACACUAGAGGAGCUUUCAAUAACAAUCAAGGAUCUGGAGAAAACUUCCCAACCUUAUAUGAACGAGCAGCCAAAUAAACCAAAAUCAAACAUAACUUCAGAAAGAAGUAAAAAUACGGUUUCCCCAGAUUCUUGUGCGGAUGAUAUUCCUAAAGAUUUGACAUGUAAAAAACCAGAAGACGAUGUGCAAAUAAUUGAAACAAGCAAAAAAUCUACUCCAAUUAUAGAAAAUCAAGUUGAAAGACCUAAUUCAAGGAGCUCCGAUGCUAUACAAUCGCCACAACCUAGUGGAUUACCCGCUGUACCACCAUCACCAGAUUUAAUUCAUACUAAAACUAAGAAUCUAUUUUUAGAUCAAAUAUUAAACCCCGCUACCUCUUCUAGUCCUAAACUAUGCUCUUCACUUACCGUUACUCCUAUUAAAGUUCCAAGUAGUACGACUAUAACUCAAGUGCAGCAAAAAGAGCCUUUGGACUUAGGAAAGCACCGCAAGUCGGCAAGUCCAACUGUAACUUGCUCUGAAGAAGCGAAGCGUACCCACAAUAAUAAUAAUAAUAAAACAAAUACAACAGCCGCACCAGCAAGUUCGACAUCAAAUACUAUUGCACAAAAUCUCGAAAUCAUUGAUGUUGAUGCAUUACAUCCUGAACCGCCAUCGAAACGUUUGAAACAUGAACAAGAAAAUUUAUCGCAAUCUGUUUCUGCCAAUAAUUCUAAUAAUAGUGUCAAUAACAAUAAUUGCAAUAAAAAGAGCUAUACAGAAAAUCUGAUGGACAUGUUAUCAACAGGAAAAGAUCCUGAUCCACUAACUCAGCUUCGCUUAUUAAUAUCAAAUCCUGAAUGGAAAGUACCAGAUCCUAUUUUAGUACCCAAGGAUCGUUUAAAUGCAAUAUUAGCUUCUCCAGCAAGGGAAAUUCCAUUACUUCUUACAACACGAAAAGAAUUGAGAUUGCCAGAAGCAUUUGCAUAUCCUUCAAUUUUACAGGAUCCAGAUAUAUUGGUUAUAUCGAUGGCGCAAUUAGAAGCAAUUUUACAGAAACAAGUUGAAAUUCCUAGGUCUAAGCCUGCACAACCUGUUAUGGUAACGCCACAGGUUACUAUUGAACCUGUGCCAAAUCCUAACGCCAGCAAUAAGAGUAUCCAACGACCUGAAAAAUCUGCUCCACAGAUUCAUACUACGGCUACAACAGAUAUUCAGCCUCACAUGAAUGAAGAAAAUUCAGUCUCUAUUCCUACAGAAAAUGCAUCAAAGAAGACAAGCGUAAACUCAAACACAAAUAAUACGCCUGUAGCAGCAAACUUUGCAGCUGCUGCUGCAGCUAAGAAUUUAUUAAAUAAUCCCUUAGCACCCUUACUAGCUUCAGCUGGUCUGGCUAGUGAAAUAGACGCUGCAACAAUGGCUGCAUUUAAUCAAAUGUUAUGGUUACCUUAUUUGGGACAGAUGGCACCAGAUCUAUUUAAAGCUAUGAGUAACUUGCAAAAUAAUAAUAACUCUUCUAAUAAUAGCAAUAAUAACUUAGCAGAGCUACUACCACUAUUACAAGCACAACAACAAGCUGCAGUAGCUGCAGCAGCACAGCAAAGCGUUCAAACAAAUACAAAUCAAUUCAAUCCCCUAACGGCAGUAGCUGCCGCUGCAGCUUUGCAGAAUCCAAUGGCUGCUGCAGCUGCGUUACAAAAUCCUAUGGCUGCAGCCGCCGCUUUUCAAAAUCCAUUAGAAAUGGCUAUGUGGCAACAAGUGCUUACCCAGGCUCAAAUGCAAAGAAUCCUCAAAUUGCAGCAAGAGCAACAGAAGCAGCAGCAGCAGCAGGCUGCUGCGGCUCUACGAGAGCAAGAAUUGAAAAAAAAGCAAGAAGACAAACUCAACGCGCAACGGAAUUUAGCGGCUUUGUUUGCAGCUCAAAAAGAGGCUGAAAAUAAAAAAUUGCUUAAUGAAAUACAACAGAAAUCUCAACAAAUGCAACAAUCACAAAAUCAGAAACAAAGAUCCAUGAUUGGUAUCAAUCCAUUCCGUCAGGACCACAACCGGAAUACUCAACGUCUCUCGACUUCAACCAGUAAUAAUUCAGAUAAAUCGAAUAACGCUCGGCCAAUCAACCCAUUCCAUCAAAAUUAUACUCCAGGUGGUGUAGAUAUAACACCUGUUUUAAGAAGUAAUAAAUCACAACCAAAAUCGAAUAUGAACCACUCGAAUCAGAUUGACCAAAAACCGCGUUUAACAUGUAAAUCUCUCACUAAUUUGUUGCAACCUGAUCGAGUUUUAAAUCCAGCGGCUGCUGCUGAUAAUAAAAUGGCGAAUUUAAUGGCAAUGCCAGGAUUUGAUUUUAAUUUUGCCGGUGCAACCAAUCCAUUCCAAAAUCAACAUAAUUUUAAUAGCAAUAACAGUAUAAAUAAUAAUAAUAGCAAUAACAUAGUGAACAAUCAGUCUCAUAAUUAUCAUCAAAGUCAUUAUAAUUCUUCUUCCUCGUUAGGAACAUCAUCAUCAUUGGGAUCUUUAACAAAUCAAUUAAAUCAAAGAUCUCACAACAAUAAUAAUAAUAAUAAUAAUAAUAAUAAUAACUCAAAUAAUAAUCACAAUCAUCAACAACAACAACUUCAUCAUCAGCAACAAUUACAACAUCAUCAUCAACAACAACAACAACAUCAUAAUCAAUCAGCAAAAUUAAAAGUGAAAUCGGGAACUCAUCUUUUAGACCCGAUAGCAAUGCAACGUCGUUUACUAAAUUGCUCUAAUAAUGGUGAUGAGAGUGGAACAGAAGUUGGAAGUACCACAAGUAGUUUAGACGAUAUUAUGAUGAGUGAUCCAAAUGCUGCUCUUUGGCAUCCAUUAUUCGGCAGUGCACAAAAAAAUACGGCAGCAACAGCAGCAGCGGCGGCAGCUGCAGCAGCAUCAGCAUACUCAAGUCCAUGGCAAUGGACAACGGUAACAGCGAGUGGUGAAUGACAUAUAGGGGCUCGUAAAGAGCCCGGAGUUAAU
Condylostylus longicornis is the source of this 9246-nucleotide messenger RNA. RefSeq lists its product as uncharacterized. Lineage: Eukaryota; Metazoa; Arthropoda; Insecta; Diptera; Dolichopodidae. The transcript has 2 exons. The coding region runs from base 286 to 9213 and encodes 2975 amino acids. The record is from RefSeq and is a predicted model, not a curated record.